Odontomachus brunneus is the source of this 1604-nucleotide messenger RNA. RefSeq names its product probable cytochrome P450 304a1 (gene Cyp304a1). Lineage: Eukaryota; Metazoa; Arthropoda; Insecta; Hymenoptera; Formicidae. Gene Ontology annotation, molecular function: iron ion binding; monooxygenase activity; oxidoreductase activity, acting on paired donors, with incorporation or reduction of molecular oxygen. Bases 42 to 1553 code for a protein of 503 amino acids. The transcript has 7 exons. The record is from RefSeq and is a predicted model, not a curated record.
UUUUGUGAAAAUCUCAGUUAAACUUCAUCACUCGCACAAAUAUGACUCCAUUGUUAAUUGUAGUGAUCGUGAUUCUCCUAGCAUAUAAAUUCUACAAGUUUACUUAUCAUAAACCGCCUAAUUCACCUCCAAGCAUUCCCAGAGUUCCAAUAUCAGGAUCUUAUUUGAUGUUACUGUUGGGAAGUUACUCCUUCCCGUAUAAAACUAUCGGAUAUUAUGCAAAGAAGUUGAAAACGAAUAUCAUCGGUUGUUAUUUCGGCGAUUUUUGGGCAGUAGCAGCUAGUGACUAUGCCAGCAUAAAGGAGAUUCUUACGAGGGAUGACUUCGACGGUCGAAUUUCAGAAGUCGAAGUUGUAAAAGCACGAGCUUUCGGAAAGAAGUUGGGUAUACUAUUUACCGAAGGCGAGUUCUGGCGAGAACAGAGAAGAUUCUUUCUUCGCAAUAUACGCGAUUUUGGAUUCGGACGACGGCAGGAGACCAUCGAGAGAGAUAUUUUAAGCGAGAUAUCUUUGCUAAUCGAUAUCAUGAAAAACAGGCCAGUUUAUGAUGAAGAGAAGGAAAUAAUAAAAGACAAUUUGGUACUCUUUCCCGACAUUCUCUAUCCGACAAUAUGUAGUUCUUUUUGGAACGUUUUAUUCGGCUGCAAAUUCGACAGAAGCGAGCACGAUAUUCCACGACAUAUCUGUCGCAUGUCCAUGCUGUUUCAAAGAUCGCUCGAUGCAACAGGCGGUGCGAUCUUCCACUUACCUAUUUUGAGAUUCUUUGGAAACAUGUUUGGGUUUAAAAAUAUGAUAAAAGCAAAUUAUGCAGUAGCAGACAUCAUUCAGGAAUAUUUGAAAUUGCAAAAUGCCACUUUAGACGAAAACGUCGACAGAGGAUUCAUUGACAGAUAUCUGAACGUAUUGAAUAAAGACGAGAAAUCGCAAAGCUUUUCAGAGAAACAGUUGAUUAUUACAGCAACCGAUAUGGUGAUUGCCACGUGUUCUACAAAUCCCACCGUUAUUGCUAAUGUCCUUAAAUAUCUGAUCAAAUAUCCCAGGGUUUUAAAGAAAGUGCAGGAUGAGAUAGACCAGGUUGUUGGUACCGGUCGAUUAGUGACAUGGAAUGAUAGAAAAAAUUUACCUUAUACGGAAGCAAUGAUCCGAGAAGUAAUGAGGAUAUCGUCUUCGUUGCCGCUGAGUGUAAUCCAUAGAGCUGUCAAGGACACUACUCUGGGAGGGUACGCGAUACCGGCGAAUACGGCAGUUAUAACUAAUUUAGCAGCGAUGCAUCGUGAUCCUAAUUUAUGGGGUGACCCCGAGAAUUUCAGACCAGAGAGAUUCAUAAACGAAAAGGGCGAACUGACGAAAGAUAUGUCGUUGCCUUUUGGUUUUGGUCAUCGAGUUUGUCCAGGAGAAACUUACAGUAGAUACAACGUAUUCGGGGUGUUGGCUGCCCUACUGCAAACCUUCAACUUCUUCCAAGUCGAAGGCGAACCAUCGAAACCUGAAGAUGAAUUGCCAGGUCUUCUUAUAACUCCUAAGGAAUUUUGGGUACGCUACGAAUUGCGUUGAUUUGUUUCGCGCAACGAACGCUCACGUGAAAUAAACUUCAAAUAAUCGAUA